AUGGCUGCCUCAAGUAAUAACUGGGUAAAACUAAAUGUCGGUGGAACUUACUUUUUAACGACGAAACAAACGCUCUGUAGGCAUCCCAACUCCUUCUUGCAUAGGCUUUGCGCGGAGGAUCCAGAUUUACCCUCGGAUAAGGUAAGGAAAGCUUGUGUCGUGCCAAAUGUUCGUGAUGUCAAGCUCGCAGCUAACCGGUGGACAUUUUGACAUCUACAGGAUGAACGCGGAGCGUAUAUGAUAGAUCGUGAUCCUCGUUAUUUUGGACCUGUUUUAAACUACCUUCGGCAUGGAAAGCUCAUAAUCGAUAAAGACCUGCUGGAGGAAGGUAAUAUAAAUGUGCACGAAUAUCUUUUGAAUUUAAUUUGCUCUGACUGCUAACACAAGCCCUCUCUAGUUCUCCCAGUUUGAGUUUACGCCUCGGUAUUUUCUAUGUAAACAUAAAGUUUUGACGACACGGGUUUGCAGCUUUUCUUUUAUAGUGCCUUUAUUUAAAUCGCUUUGUGGCAGAGCUGAAGUAUUUAAUUUCCUCUGCGACUCUCAAGUAGCUGGACUGCAUAUAAGAAUUCAGGCUGACAUCGAUUUUGUACGGUUCAAGCAAUACGUAAGCCUUACAUGUUAGCUAAAUGGGAAACAAAAAUCGGUAAAUCUAAAAGCUUUUCCUUACCUUUUCAAAUGCUUCCUGUCGCAGUAAAAGCUAUAAACUCCGAUGAUGUGUGUGAAAGGUUUAUCAGAGAAACAGACGCACAAAUGUUUUGACUUCGUGAAACAUACGACACCCUCCAUAAAAGUAUUGUUGACUUUACAGCAAAGAAAUUUCUUACGUUUCACAACCUUUCCGUGUAUCGUUUUUCUCCAUGAAAAGGCAGUUAUUCCAAACUUCAUUGUUGCUGGCGUGCUGAAGUGCAAAGCAGAGAAAAAAAAUUGAGAUUUGCAAUGAUUAUUUCAAUUUUUUCAGAUCGGGAUGAAGAAUUUUGAUUAAUAUCUGCCAAGUUUAAGAUAACUUGAGCGUAUGGUUGUAAUACUAUACUCUAAAGUACACAACAUGUUUUACUACAAAAAGUAGGUAUUUUUUGUGUAACAGUCAUUCACAUCAGGGCAAAAGUAUGGCUUGCUGUAGAGAAUAUUGUCAAAUAAAAUGAGCAAUCUUUUUACUGAAUAACAUUUGUAGGGUAAUAAAUUCAGAGGCUUCAAUAUUUCAAUACAGCAUUAGGGGUUGUCACGUUUAAUUAUUAUUUACUGACAGUUUUAUUUUAAUUAGCAUGUAACUUUAUGUCAUUGCUGUGAAGAUUGAGAGAAAUUUUAAAAAAAUCCUUCCUCUAAUGCUCUUUUUUUUUGUGUGUGAAGUUGAUUUAACUUAGCCUUUUGUUCAUUGUGGUCAGCAGUUUAUUUUCACAGCUGUGUCUUCUUUUGUUUUAAUGAAAUACCUAAAAAUGGUGAUUCUGUUCUGACUGGUUGUGUCGUUUGUCUCGCAGUACUAUCCACUACCAUGGUCAUGUCAAGUCCAACUAUUUUUGACGGGACUUCCAGAUGGCUUGAUUGACCACUAGGCCACACAGCCCACCACCCCCUCCCCUCUCUUCUAUACAGUUUCAGUGUAUAUCACAUGUACCUGGUAGUUGUUCAGGUUCAAGCCUUGCAAUUAGGUUGUUCUCUAGGACAAGAGACAAUGUUCCUCUUUGUCUCUCCUCUGAAGGCAUGGUAGCCAAAGAUUUAAAAAAUCACAAUGCGGAUCUGUAUUUCUGAGUUCUGGCCUUAUUGUCAUUCCUUUUUUUAACCUUAGACAGCGAGCUUUGUUCCACUUUCUCUAACUUCACCCAAGUGUUUAACAUAUACAUGCUGCAGCGGGUAACCCUGUAAUGGACUAGCUUUUUAUACAGGGGGAAGUAGCAAAAUGUCGAGGUGCUUCAGGCUACAAAAGCUGUGUUACAUUCUGGCCAUGUGGACCUGGGCCCAUGUUUUACCUUUGAUUUACCCAGCAACAGAAAAAAUUUGCUUAGUGUGUGUGGAUCAUUGACAGUUGAAAAAGGUUUCCAACCUUCCUCAUAUUUAUUUUUGUGGUAUGACAUUAGUAAAGGCUAGUAAUAAUCUCUUGUUAAUGUAAUUCUGCCAGUUUAGUUUCUUGUCAUGUUUAUCUGGAGAUUAUGUAAUGUUUCUUUCACUUACAUGUAUUUGCACAUACUGUUGGUGGUAGUUUUAUGUUAUUAACAGUUUAGGUGGGAUGGGUUGGAACCCUCAGGAAGGGAGUGGAGGCUAUGCUAAAAUGUGUUCUGAGAGAAGAGUUUUUCAGUAAUGUUUUAUUAUUAUUGUUAUUAUUGAAAUAAGCUUAAUUUGCAUGUGAAGGAAAACUUAUUUUCAUAUCAGUGAUACAAUGAUAAUUACCAGGACACACUUUGAAAACAAAGCUAAUGGUAAUUUGAGAAUGGCAUUUUGGACAACCAGUACACUUCACAAUGUUGUUUAUGUCUUGAUUAAAAAAAAAAACAGAAAAAAAUAUUAAAACUUAUUUUCAUAUGAUGCCUGGAUUAGCACUGGGACAUACUUUGAAAAGAGGCUAAAAGUAAUUUGGGAAUGGCAUUUUGGACAACCAGCAUACUUCACGCUGUUGUUUAUGUCUUGUUUUUCAGGUGUUUUAGAAGAGGCAGAGUUUUAUAAUAUUGAUCCUCUUGUUAAAAUUAUAAAAGAUAGGAUACAGUCAAGAGAUUCUCGACUAAAACCGGCAGUAAGUCUUUGUUACCAUAAAAAUAUUAUUCUGUUUUUCCUCAAAAAUUUAUUUUCUUAUCUAUUAAACACCAUGAUCAUUGUAUGUAAAUAAAAAUAAUAUAUAUUAUUUUUAAUAUCUAGUAAUAGGGGAUCUAUUUUUUUCCCGGCAAUCUUAUAUAGUUGGAUUUAUUUUAAAACUGGCCAACCAGAAGCAAAAAAUCCAUCUACCUGCAAAGAUAUGACUAUCUCUAUUUUGCCUUGUUUCUUUAAUGUAUAUGUUGUGGCUCAAUUUUAUCCUUGGUUUAAGUUUUAUUUCCUUUAUUUUAAAUCCAUUACCGGUAUCAUACAUUACCAUACCCCAAAACAUAGGGAAAUAAAAUUUGAACUAUUGUAGCAUUCUUAUAACUUGAAAUUUUGUAAAAUAUAGCUAACCAUAGGUAGGUUGAGUUUGAUCAUCCGGGUGAACGUAGUGCUGAAUAGGACUGUUGUUGUUGACGGUGACUGAGAUUUCGACAAUUCAGUCCUAUUCAGGACUAGGUUCACCCGGACAAUCAAACUCAACCUACUUUUGAAAAUAUUAAUGUCUCCUGGGUUCAAAACCUUUCACAUAGCUAACCAUGUUGAAAUACUGGUCUAAGUACACCUUGUGUCAUUCAAAGUUCUGGUUUGUGGUCAAAUUACUUUCAUGUGGUCUUGUUUUUGUGUACCUCUCUAGAGGCACUAAUUAACAAUUUUUCCUCAAGCCCGAAUGGGCUCUGAGUCAAUAGCCCAUGAGGCCGAAGGCCGAAUGGGCCAUUGACUCAGAGGCCACGAGGGCAAGAAGAAUAAUUGUUUUAGUAAAAUCCAACUAGUUGGUAAAAAAUAUCGAGACAAAAUGACUUCAGCUAGUUAAAGCUAGACUUUAAACCUUUGUUGUUGCCAAAAAGCCGGCGCUUUUCGCUACUAGUGGGCUAUAAUAUAUAGCCUAGUAGUAGCUCAACCAAUCAGAAUGCAGCAUUGUUAAUAGACCACUAGUUGGAUUUUACUAAAACAUUUUAUAGUACUUUGCAGUAUUACAAAAAGCAUUAAUAGGCACCAUGACCUUGUACUAUAGACAACCAGAUACAGCAGUCAAUGUUGUGUUGUUUUAUUUCCAGCUUCAAUCGAAAAAACAUGUUUACAGAGUAUUACAGUGUCAUGAAGAUGAACUUACUCAGAUGGUUUCUACAAUGUCAGAUGGCUGGAGAUUUGAACAGGUCAGGAGAAAAAAAAAUUGGUUUGUGUUUCUGCAAUAAGGAAAUAUCCAUAAUUUAUUACAAUGUGCACUCCCUGCUGUGAGGGGUGUUCUUCACUUUGGGCUUAUCACCUUGCCAUGGUGAUAAAGUUUGCUUGUCUUAAGGCUCCUAAGAGAUGUGCCUGCAGAAUUGAACCCUAUUAGGUCCAACCAUCAGGGGCACCCAACGUCAAUUUUCGGAAAAUAUCUGUUCGGAAGACGAUUUGAGAUCUGGAAUUUUCGGAACAUUGUUGUAAAAUUUCUUGCUUGCCUGCCUCUCCUAGGAUUUUCAAACAUCUAAAAAAUGCUAUAAUUGCCUAUUUUUAACUGAGUUUUACCCUAAAAAGGUUACCUAGAAUUUUCUGGAGCCUUUUUUCUGGCUGAAAUUUUCGAAAAGGUAGGUUUUGAUCUCUACAGUUUUUGGAUCACUACGCUUUUAGCUAGGAAAUCCGAACAAAUGAAAAAUUCUUAGCGGAUAAAAAUAAUCCUGUAUCUACCGUUUAAAUACUAAAAUAGUUUAACAAUGCUAUGUUUAAGUGGUUUUGAACUAUACUCUCGUUGGGUGCCCCUGAACUAUGUUGGUUAGAACUAAGGACAGCUCGUGGCUCCCAUGCUGGGCAUUUGGCAAGGUACCAAUUAAGUUCUCCUCUUUGUUAAAAAAUUGUUGAUUGGGAAUAGGGACCUACUCUGUUCACCACUAGGGGUAAAGGAACUAGUUAUGUUGACAUUUGCUUUUGUGGCAGAUUUAGCUAUGUUGAUUAUAGUUUUAAAUCAGUUACAGGAUAUCCACAGCUCCCUAGGAAAGCUGAAUGUAUAUUAGGCUUUUGUGGACAUGCCCUUUUCAGUCAUUAAGGUCUGCUUGUUUGCAGUUUUUGUUAAUAAUCUGCCGUUAUAAUAUUAAUAAUUUACCCCUCCUGUAUGAUGUUUCCCAAGGUAUUUUGUUUUUUUCGUCUUGGGUUGUGAUCGUGUUAAUAUUCGUUUUUGCAGUUAAUUAGUGUUGGAAGUAAUUACAACUAUGGCAGUGAAGAUCAAUCAGAAUUUUUAUGCGUAGUGUCAAGAGAUGUUUCUGAUUCACAAGAGCAAGGUGCAACAGGAACUGAACAAAGUGAUAAGGCAAAGGUGACUGAAAAGGAGGAUUUAUACUAA
This is a messenger RNA of Porites evermanni, 5101 nucleotides long. NCBI's taxonomy places the organism in Eukaryota, Metazoa, Cnidaria, Anthozoa, Scleractinia, Poritidae. The record is from the annotation of a GenBank genome assembly.